This is a messenger RNA of Anolis carolinensis (green anole), 630 nucleotides long. It is a transcript of the gene snorc, whose product is annotated as secondary ossification center associated regulator of chondrocyte maturation. The transcript is spliced from 4 exons. Gene Ontology annotation, cellular component: cell periphery. The coding region runs from base 239 to 601 and encodes 120 amino acids. The record is from RefSeq and is a predicted model, not a curated record. Gene Ontology annotation, biological process: cartilage development. NCBI's taxonomy places the organism in Eukaryota, Metazoa, Chordata, Lepidosauria, Squamata, Anolidae.
CUGUUAUUCACUCCUGUCCUGAGCAAAGGGGUGAGGUUAGAUGUGUGCUCCGGUUGUUAGAAACCUGGUGAAGUCCUUGGCGCCUUUGGGGUUUUGCAGCCAAGUGCCAGAAGAUGCGUCUGAAAGGAUUUGAGGGCUGACUGGACAACAUUUUCAUUUAGCCUCAGAAAGCUGCUUCUUGUUAAGGCUUCCGAGAGUUUGAGCAUUUCCAGAGGCCAUCUCACUUCUUGCAGGAGCAAUGCCCCACAGCAAGGUCCUUCGUCUCAUCCUGCUGACACUGACUGGAGUCCUGGUACCUCUUGUGAAAACUGAAUAUCCCCAAGGACCUUUCCCAACGCUGUGGAAUGAUCCCCCGGAGCUGCCGUCAGGUGGAGGUCCCUUGGAAACCACCCCCAGCCCUCGCUUCUCAGAUUCUCCAGGAUUCCCACCUUAUACUUCUGAUUAUGAGCCAGAGGACACAACCCACCUCCACCAGCUGGAUAACGGGAAUGGGUCAUUGGGUCCGGGAGCCAUUGGUGCCAUUGUGAUUGCUGCUCUGCUGGGCACAUCUGUGAUUGUGGCCUUGAUUGUCAUCACCCUGAGAAAGUUUUCAGCUUCCUGAAAUCAAUAAAAAGUUAUUUUUUCCUAAUA